UCUUGCCUUGCGAGCUUCGGGGAGCUCCUGGUUGGCCAAGGCGCGCGGGCGGGAGCGCGCGCCACUGAAGGGGAGCAGCAGCAGAGGAGGAGGAGGAGGGAGAGAGAGGCACUGCCCGGGUGGCUCCGAGGAGAGAUGCUGCACGCCCGGCAUCUGGCCGGAGGAGGGUAGCAGCAGCCCUCGCCAUCCCUUUCCCUGCCCAGGCUUGCUGCUCCUGCUGGAAGAAGAAGAGGAGGAAGAGGAGGAGGAGGAGGAGGAGGAGGACCAGCCAUGCCAAGCCCUUUCCCUGGCAUGGAGCCUCGGGUGCCCCUGGAGUGAGGCAGGCAGGGCUCAGGCGGCUGCAUGGAUGGAUGUGUUUAGCUUUGUCAAGAUUGCCAAGCUUUCCGGCCACAGGACCAAGUCUUCAGGCUGGCCUCCUCCUUCAGGAUCCUGGGCAUUGAACCAGGGCUCUUCCUAUCAAUGGGAGAUGACAGCAAACAGAGAUGGGAGAGAUUACUUCAUCAAUCACAUGACACAGUCUGCUUCUUUUGACGAUCCACGGAUAGACAGCUGCCAAAUCACACCUCCAGCCCCUCGGAAAGUGGAAAUGCGGAGAGAUCCAGUGCUGGGAUUUGGUUUUGUGGCUGGUAGUGAAAAACCUGUGGUGGUGCGCUCAGUAACGCCAGGGGGUCCGUCUGAAGGAAAACUGAUACCAGGAGAUCAGAUCAUAAUGAUUAAUGAUGAGCCAGUCAACACUGCUCCAAGGGAAAGAGUCAUUGACCUUGUCAGGAGCUGCAAAGAAUCCAUCCUCCUUACUGUUAUUCAGCCUUACCCUUCUCCUAAAUCAGCGUUUAUCAGUGCUGCAAAAAAGGCCAGGUUGAAGUCCAAUCCUGUUAAAGUGCGAUUCUCAGAAGAGGUCAUUAUUAAUGGCCAGGUUUCAGAAACAGUAAAAGAUAACUCACUUCUUUUCAUGCCAAAUGUUCUGAAGGUAUAUCUUGAAAAUGGGCAAACCAAAUCUUUUCGCUUUGAUGGCAGUACAUCAAUAAAGGAUGUCAUCUUAACACUUCAAGAAAAGCUGUCAAUUAAGUGUAUUGAACACUUUUCCCUGAUGCUGGAGCAGAAGACUGAAGGGUCUGGAACCAAACUUCUCUUGCUACACGAACAGGAGACUCUAACUCAGGUGACCCAGAGGCCAAGUUCCCAUAAGAUGAGAUGUCUCUUCAGAAUCAGUUUUGUCCCAAAGGAUCCCAUUGAUCUUUUACGAAGGGAUGCAGUUGCCUUUGAAUACCUAUAUGUACAGAGCUGUAAUGAUGUGGUUCAGGAAAGGUUUGGACCUGAGCUCAAGUAUGACAUUGCACUGAGGCUGGCUGCAUUACAAAUGUACAUUGCAACUGUGACUACAAAACAUACGCAGAAAAUCUCUCUCAAAUACAUUGAGAAAGAAUGGGGACUGGAGACUUUUCUUCCAUCUGCUGUACUGCAGAGCAUGAAAGAAAAGAACAUAAAGAAAGCACUUUCGCAUCUUGUCAAAGCAAAUCAAAACCUAGUUCCUCCAGGUAAAAAGCUAUCUGCUCUGCAAGCCAAGGUUCACUAUCUAAAAUUUCUCAGUGAUUUACGUCUAUAUGGAGGCCGUGUAUUCAAAGCAACACUACUGCAGGGAGAAAAGCGUUCUGAGGUGACAUUGUUAGUAGGACCACGGUAUGGCAUCAGCCAUGUAAUAAACACUAAAACUAACCUGGUGGCCCUUCUGGCAGAUUUCAGCCAUGUGAACAGAAUCGAGAUGUUUACAGAAGAUGAAACAUUUGUUAGAGUUGAGCUUCAUGUACUAGAUGUAAAACCAAUCACUUUACUGAUGGAAUCAUCAGAUGCCAUGAAUCUUGCCUGUUUAACAGCUGGUUACUAUAGACUUCUAGUUGAUUCCAGACGUUCAAUAUUUAACAUGGCCAGCAAGAAAAAUGGUGGAAAUGGCCGUGAAGCAGGGACUGAAAUGAAGGGGAAGCAUAAUCUCCAUGGCUCUGAGUGGAACUGUGUGGCAAAAACUACUACCUUCCCAGCAGAGGGAGAACAGGAAACCCACAUGUUUGUAGACUCAAAACAGAAAACUGUAGAUGCCUCUGAUAGCACCUUAUGUCCAAAAGAGCACAGGCACCUAUACAUAGAGAAUGUUUAUGGUUCUAGUGGACUUGAUCAGCAGCUGGCCAAACAAACUGACUCCAUGGAGGCAGAAGACAACCGAAAUUUGAGUGAGCAAUCUGUACUGUCAUACUCAGGAGGACUGGAAUUGAACAAGAAAACACAAGGGUCUCCAAGAGCUGCAAAAGUAUCCUUUAUAUUUGGAGAUCACAGUUUGGAUGGUAUUAACCCCCAAACACUUGGCUAUGAAAGACUAUUGGAUGACAGUCCAGAAGCAUUAGAUAAGCAAAGAGCUCUUUAUAUAAGCCAUGCCAAUGACAUUAAGGGCUUGGAGUUGUCCCCAGAUGCUGAAAGCAUUCAGUUUGCUACUAAUUCUGUGUAUGCAGGCUUAAAUGAUGGCAAAAUAUUUGGAGCUGCAGAAGGAAUUGAAGAGCCUUUGUUACAUGAUAUUUGUUAUGCAGAAAAUACAGAUGAUGCUGAGGAUGAAGAUGAAGUAAGCUGUGAGGAGGACAUUAUGGUGGGAGAAAUCAAUAGACCUACUCUUCUAAGCCUUUCAGGUUCUAGUGAUGACAUCAUAGAUUUGACAUCCCUCCCACCACCAGAAGGUGAUGAUAAUGAAGAUGACUUCCUCUUGCACUCUCUAAACAUGGCCAUUGCUGCUCCUCCACCUGGGUUCAGAGAUAGCUCUGAUGAGGAAGAUUCUCAGAAUCACGUGUUACAGUAUAGAGAAGACAAGGAAGAAUCCAAUAACCUAGAGAGUGGGGAUAUUCCAGUGUCACUGAUAGAUGCUGUCCCUACUAAUACUGAAGGAAAAGGUGAAAAGGGGCUAGAUGAUGCUGUGGUCUCUACUCUCCAAGCACUGGAGGCUUUGGCUGCUUCUGAGGAGCAACAGACAAAUGACAAUUCAGGUGUAGCCAUCAUGAGAGCUUAUAGCCCUGAAUCAUCAUCAGAUUCUGGCAAUGAGACUAACUCUUCUGAAAUGACUGAAAGUUCCGAAUUGGCCACAGCACAGAAACUGACUGAAAAUGCCACGCGUUUGUUUUUGCCCACUAAUGAAAAUUACCAACCCCUUGUGGAACCACAGUCGGAAUUCUCUGUCUCCAAGAAUCAGGCUGGAGGGUUGCUAAUGAAAUCCUUACAAUCAUCAGCUAAUCAGCAAGUUACGGAGCUCCAGUCAAAAGUUGUGCCUUCAAAGCAGAUUCUUCAUUCUGAUAACAUGGAGAUGGAACCAGAAACCAUGGAAACCAAAUCUGUUACUGAGUAUUUUAGCAAGCUGCACAUGGGGUCGGCAGUAUAUUCUUGCACUACUAAACGGAAAAAUAAGUUGAAUGAUGGGGAAGGGAAAGUAACUCCUGAAAGCACAGUUGUGAAAAAACAGCAGGGGGUUAAAAAAACAGAAACUGAUGAGCAAAAGGGUAAAGCCAGUACUCUCUCUUCAAAGGAGAGUCAACGCAUAAGCACUUUCAAUGUGGAGAGAACUGCCUUUCGCAGGGAUGGCCAAAGGUGGUAUGCUGCUUCAGAUGAAGGAGCAGUAGAGAAACCAAAUUCAGAAGUGAUGAAUGGAAAGACAGUUUCCAGAGUUUCUAGUCUUGGGAAAACAGAAAUGGACUGUAAAGAUGAAACACAUCCUGAGGUUGACCACAGUGGGAUUUUGGGGCGUGGGCCAGAUGAACAUUUUGUCUCUGAGGUGACUACACGCCCUUCACCUAAAGAGCAAAAUGACUCUGAAGAUGCCAAUUUGUCUGUGGAUGAUCAUCGUCUCUCAAAGCUUCCAGAAACAGAGCAGGGUAUGACUAGAUUAUGUGAGUAUCACUUAGCUAAGCGCAUGUCAUCCUUGCAAAGUGAAGGCCAUUUCUCCCUGCAAAGUUCUCAGUGCUCUUCAGUAGAUGCAGGAUGCAGCACAGGCAGCAGCAGCACAUGUGGGACUCCAGUAGAAUCUCCUCUUUGUACCUCUGACGUAAAGCACAUGAUGCCUGACUCCACAGGGAAAGGCAUUAAUUAUCUCUCUGCAGAUGAAAGAGUUGCCAUGCUUCCCAACCAUGGAGCAACAUACAAAGAUCUGCAUCAGCAGUCUGAAACUGUGUGCCACAGAAUGACCGUGCCUGUUAUGCAUUCUGCAGUUAAUGCUGCUGAUCCUUUAUUUGGCACUUUGAGAGAUGGAUGUCACAGGAUUCCCAAGAUUAAAGAAACUACAGCUUUUACAGAACCUGUGACUGGAAGACAAGGAGGCAUGCCUUCAGCUUUUCCUAAACAGCCCUGUGCUGAGUCCAUCAUGCUAUCAUCCCACAUUCACUCUGAAUCAAAGGUGCCAAGUCAAAACAAAGACUCUUUUGAUGCUCCCAAAGUCAACCGAUCAAGUGGGGUAACAGUUAGUUUAUGGCCAUAUGAUAUGAUGGGAGGAAGUCUCAGAAUGACACACAAUAGAAAGAUUUUACGACGUAGCAGCAGCGUCAUUGCAGCCACUACAGGAACUGAGAUGUUUCUUGACAAGGAGAAAGCCACAGUCAGUGUGAUAUGUACAGACAGCACUGAAGCAGAUGACUCAAAAUCUGAAAAGAAAGUCAAACUUCCUCUGGGCAAAGUGCUCUCAAAAAGUUAUUCCCAAAGCUCUAUGAAUGUCAGCAUGAGCAGUAAAAGAUCUUCCAUCUUGAACACGAUACAGAAGGAGCCCAAACAGUAUAGAACGUUACCCUUGAGAAAACUAGAUGCCAGCAACUGGAAAUGCCACGGUCCCUUUAGCUAUUGUUUCCUAAAGACGGGAGAUGCUGAAGAUGCUGAAGAUGAAUUUGAACAUAGAGACAACACCCAGCUCUCGUGCCGCCAUCAUCUGGAAACACAGCACACUGUAGCAGAACUUUCUAUUCAGUCUUCAUCUGCUGAAUGUGAAACAGAAGACAUAGAGGUCCCUGGAAGUGGAGAAAAGAGUCCAUACAAAAAGAGCAGACUUCAAGUGGAGGAUGGGAAAGACGAUGUGAAUCUCAGUGAGAUGUCUUUUGAUGCACGAAUUGCAAGACUCAGUGUAAUGAAGGAGAAGAAUUAUACAGUGCCUGACGGAUUUCUUGCAGCACAAAAGGAUGCCAAUGAGCUACUCUGUUUGGUCCGAUCCAGUGUAGGAAAGAGGGAGGAUCAUCCAGAAACAUAUGACCUUAAACUUUCUCAGUACAAACAACUGUUGUCUGUAGAAUCAAGACAGUUGGGAAGUGCCUGCAGGAAAAUGGCCAUGGCUGAAAUAAGCCCUGAGGAAAUGCUUCUAGCUAUGACUUCUAGCUUUCAAGUACUCUGUUGCUUAACAGAAGCCUGCAUGCGUUUAAUUAAAAUCAUGAACUCUGAAACACAGCAGGAGGAAAUUGUAGCUAAAAUAGAUGAGGUUUUAAUAAACUACAUUUGUCUUCUAAAGGCUGCAGAAGCAGUGUCUGGCAAGUCCUCCAGUGACACUAGCAUUAAACUCUUGGCUCGUCAUUCGACUACCAUGGCCACUAUUGUAAGCACACUAACACGUUCUCUUAAAAUGCUUUUAAAUAAAUAAACAGAAGUCACUUCAUAAUUUACCUUUGCAAAGCCAUACAUUUAAAAAGGAAAACCUUUUAUUUACUUGUAUGUGUUACGAACUAAUGUUAACAAAUACAACUCUCUCUCUGUGUAUAUUUUGUUAUUUUAUAUAAAAUAGGAAUGAGACUUUUAAAAAAAAUCUAUAAAACUGACAAAUGUCUGGCCAGUUCUAUCUUCUGUUUUCUUUAUUUGAGAGAGAAAGUGAGAGAGAGAGAGAGAGAGAGAGAGAGAGAUUGAGACUGUACAAGAGCAUUUGGACAUUUGACUUUUUCAUAGUCAAAACUCUACAAGGGUAUGGUUUUAAAGACUGAAGUGCAACAGAAAUUACAUUCUUUUCUUUUCCAGGUUUAUACUUGGAAACUAUAUAAUUCAUGCUUAGAAGAACUAAGAAAUGAAAUAAUUGUGUAUAUAACAAUAUUUAAUGUUUGAAUUAUAAUUUUAAUAGCAAAAAUACAUUUUAAACCCCAGAGACUAUUAUAA
Messenger RNA from Sceloporus undulatus (fence lizard), 6141 nucleotides. It is a transcript of the gene FRMPD4, whose product is annotated as FERM and PDZ domain containing 4. Gene Ontology annotation, cellular component: cytoskeleton. The record is from RefSeq and is a predicted model, not a curated record. Gene Ontology annotation, molecular function: protein binding. NCBI's taxonomy places the organism in Eukaryota, Metazoa, Chordata, Lepidosauria, Squamata, Phrynosomatidae.